UCUGCCUCCUGUGCGCUGACCAUCCCCGACUAAACAAAAAAAUUGUGCCCAUUUUGGGGAGAGCAUACAGGAUGAAGCCUGGGGGUGGCACCCACAAACAGACUCUACCACCUCAUGGACCCUAAACAGAUUAAGCGGACCCAGAGGAAAGAGCAACAGUGGAUCACGUUUUCCGGAGUUACAAACGGACGAGAGGGUGGAGUCUUCUGUUCCAAUAUCUCUGGGAAUGACUCCGGUCACCCGCUCCUUCUUUACUGCCGGCAAACAAACCGCCCAACGCGGCGUGAUGGGCUGGGGCAGGGUGAUUGCUCCACGUCCGGGACCAGCCUGGACUACACGGCUGGGCAAUGUCUCAAUAAGUAAGGAAGUAAAUAAGUAAUAAAUUGGGGGGAAUGCAGGUCGGGUACGUAUUAAUGCCACAGGAGGACACAGAGCAGACGUGAGGCUGGAGCAGGCUGCGCAUCAUUGUGACGGUGGCGGGCGCGGGACCCAAGAGAAGACAGAAAGGAUUCGGCUCAGUGACUGACAAGAAGUGAGGGGUAGACAGGGAGUCCUUCCGUCGACCCCUACCCUGCUAUUUCGCCAAGCAGAAGGCAAAGAGCCCGUACCGCAAAGAACGUUCCCGGUGGUUUACCAAGGCUCGCUCCACCAGUGCGCAUGCGCUCGCUCUGGCCUCGGCGAGCCUCCCAAGGCGUUCCACGCAUGCGCGACCAGGGGGUUCAUGGAGCUAUCUGGACAGACUGUCCCUUUCCCAGCCCUCCUAGCAGUGGACGGAAGGUGAGAGCUUCACCAGCAGCAACAGAGAAGCAGGAGUGGUCCAUGGAGCUGCCAGAGGACCCAGCUAGUGCCUCUGCUGCACACAUGUACCUCUGGGAGCAGCCUGAGGAACUGAAUCCAGGACCACUGCUCAGCCUAGAGGAACAGAUUCUUAACUCUACAUUUGAAGCCUGUGACCCUCACAAGACAGGCACUGUGGCUGUAGCCCACCUCCUGGCCUACCUGGAGGCCGUGACAGGACAGGGCCCCCAGGACGUGCGCCUCCAAACACUGGCCCGAAGCUUGGACCCUUCCGGGGAGGGCGCUGGAGCCACCGUGGAGCUGGGCACCUUUCUGGUGGUCAUGCGGGACUGGAUUGCCGCCUGUCAGUUGCAUGGGGGAUUAGAGCAGGCAGAGGAGACCGCCUUCGGGGGAGCCCUGGCUUCUCCACACCUGCCAUCUGCAUGCCCAGAAGCUGAGGAGCCAGCCAACUUAGAGAGCUUUGGAGGAGAAGACCCCAGGCCUGAGGGGCCCGCCACAGCAGAGCUGCUGAGCAGCCUAGAGGACCUGGAGCUCAGCAACCGGCGCCUGGCUGGCGAGAACGCCAAGCUGCAGCACAGCGUGGAGACUGCUGAGGAGGGUUCGGCACGCCUAGGGGCCGAGAUCGCAGCCCUGCGCAAGCAGCUGCGGAGCACCCAGCAGGCCCUGCAGGCGGCCAAGGCUUUGGAUGAGGAGCUAGAGGACCUGAAGACUCUGGCCAAGAGCCUGGAAGAGCAGAAUCGCAGCCUAAUGGCCCAGGCACGGCACACAGAGAAGGAGCAGCAGCACCUGGUGGCUGAGGUGGAGACGUUACAGGAGGAGAACGGGAAGCUGCUAGCAGAGCGAGAUGGCGUGAAGAGGCGGAGUGAGGAGCUGGCCACAGAGAAAGAUGCUUUGAAGCGGCAGCUCUGUGAGUGCGAACAACUCAUUUGCCAGCGUGAAGCAGUCCUCUCAGAGCGUACUCGCCAUGCAGAGAGUCUGGCCCAGACUCUGGAGGAGUACAGAACCACCACCCAGGAACUAAGGCAAGAAAUCUCGCACCUGGAGGAGCAGUUGAGUCUGAGCCAGGAGGGUGCAGAGCAAUUCCUGGAAGGGGCUGAGGCAGGACGAGGAGGCUGGAUCAUGGCGCCGCCCCCAUCACUGGACUUGGAGAUUCAGGCUAUCCGGCAGGAGCAGGAUGUGUCAGGUGCUGGCCUCUCCAGUCCUCUGUGUGGAGUGUGGCGGUGGGAGGGGGCCGAGUUUCCCGCUGAGGACCCCGAGAGGAGACAGAGAAACUUCCAGAGAGAGUCAGUGCCUGCCCUAGAAGGAACCCAAACGCCAUCCUUAAGGUUGUCCAGAAGCCAGGAAGAAGAGGAGGAAGAGGAGAGCUUGGUCCUGGUUGACCCUUCCAUCCCUCCGGGAACCCCUCACCAUGAGCUUGCCCCAGGAAGCUCUCCUGAGAGUUGUCACGAUGUGCCCGAGGUUCAAGGAGCCCCCAUGCCUGUGGUGGGAGAGCUGGUGCCAGUGGAGAGGGCCUGGGCCCAGCACUGCCUGCGCCCCCAGCACUCCCCGGGGCUCAGAGUCAGCCAGCACCCACUGGUCCCCACGCCCAUCUUGGGCCUGCUGCUGCUGCUGCUGCUGUCCGUCCUGCUGCUGAGCCAGUCCCCGACGCCCUCCUUACCACAGCUGCAGCUCUACUACCUACAGCCCCCGCCGGUGUGAGCACCCUUCCCGGCAGACACCGCCCCAUGCCACCACUGUGCCUCCUCUGCCACUGACUCAGAGCACUGGGCCCACAUCCUCCAGCUGUUUCCAUUGACCAUGACCUCUCCUGGCUUUCUCCUGCUUUCUUAACAAUAGCAAAUCAUGCAGUAAUGA
Peromyscus leucopus (white-footed mouse) is the source of this 2652-nucleotide messenger RNA. RefSeq names its product KASH domain containing 5 (gene Kash5). The transcript is spliced from 20 exons. The coding region runs from base 658 to 2496 and encodes 612 amino acids. Gene Ontology annotation, molecular function: dynein complex binding. Gene Ontology annotation, cellular component: meiotic nuclear membrane microtubule tethering complex; lateral element; meiotic spindle pole. Gene Ontology annotation, biological process: chromosome localization to nuclear envelope involved in homologous chromosome segregation; homologous chromosome pairing at meiosis; spindle assembly. NCBI's taxonomy places the organism in Eukaryota, Metazoa, Chordata, Mammalia, Rodentia, Cricetidae. The record is from RefSeq and is a predicted model, not a curated record.